Rana temporaria (common frog) is the source of this 1092-nucleotide messenger RNA. Its product is annotated as dihydrofolate reductase-like. Gene Ontology annotation, biological process: glycine biosynthetic process; folic acid metabolic process; tetrahydrofolate biosynthetic process. The record is from RefSeq and is a predicted model, not a curated record. Gene Ontology annotation, molecular function: NADP binding; dihydrofolate reductase activity. NCBI's taxonomy places the organism in Eukaryota, Metazoa, Chordata, Amphibia, Anura, Ranidae. Gene Ontology annotation, cellular component: mitochondrion. Bases 171 to 770 code for a protein of 199 amino acids. The transcript has 8 exons.
GUACACGACUUAUAAUAUUGCACGAGACUGACAAACUGAAAGUGUGUUUGGAUCCCGGCAUCUGCGCUCUGUCAGCAGCCUGCAAGCCUGUAAACAAGCAGCAUCAACAUAUCAUCUGCUCUGUAUUGUCUUCCUGGAAACCAGUUCCAGCCUCUCCUGCAGGAUCUACCAUGUCCAAAUCAGAUGCACCCAUCACAUACAAACCAAUAAAAUUGAUUGCAGCUGCUUGCAAAAACAUGGGAAUCGGUCUUAAUGGGAACUUACCAUGGAAUUUACCGAACGAAUUUCAGUAUCUGUUAAACAAAUUAACGACAGUAGAACAGCCAGGAAAGAAAAAUCUGCUUGUCUGGGGCCGAACCUCUUUUGAGUCUUUUGAUGAGAACUUAUUACCUCUGGCAAACACUGUUAUAGCCCUCAUGACCAGGAAACUGAGUGACUUGCCAAAGUAUGUUCAUUAUAUCUGCCGUAAUGAAGAAGAUGUGGUGAAGCUCUUAUCAAAGCCUCCUCUGUCUGAAGAGAUUGAGACAGUAUGGGUGUUAGGAGGUGUAGAAUGUUACAAGAAUAUGAUGAAGCACCCUUGGUGUAGCCACAUCUACUUUACGGACAUUAUGGCAGACUUUGAAUGUGACAUCUUCUUCCCAGAGUUUGAUAAAGACGUCUUUAAGUUAAAGGAAAAUUACCCUGGAGUACCAUCUGAAAUUCAGGAAGAAAAAGGAGUCAAAUACAUCUUUCAAGUUUAUGAAAAAGAUUUACCAAAGCAAGACCAAUAAUGCUAUAAAGAAUAGACCGAAAUACAUAUGUGAUAUGUUGUGCUGAAAUGUAUCUGUAAUCCAAAAGUGCCUUGAAUACCUAGAGAACAAAAAAGUAAUAUAUUGCAUCUUAUCAGUCCUUACAGCAGACGUUCACCCUAAAGGGUAAUUUCCACUUCAUGUCCUCCUCUCCCUAUUUUAGCACAUUUGGCACUAUCACAUUUUUUCUGGGAGGGCAGGUACACUGUUUUGAUAGGUACCCACUCCCACUCUGCGCCUCCUCUCUUUGCUUUCUGGCACACAUCCCAGAUCCCAGAAAGCUGCAAGAGAAUUUACAAAGCUC